CCGUGUGCGACCGCUGUGUCUGCUGUGUCCGUUUUGUGGAACGGGAUAAUCGAAAGCACCGUUCGUCGCACGGUGUUUCGUGCUGUGUGUGUCCUCGUUGUCUCAAGCGUGCACAAAAGUGUUCUGCCCUACGGCAUAGACUGACCCCGCAUCGGGGUUGAUUUUCCGUUCGAAAGUGGAGUGGUCUUCCGGCAGCGCAGCGAAGCGGAAUGCCGCUCGAAUAUCUGCAAAUGUUUGUUUAUCUGCUGCACAAAUCGAAGUAUCGAAGAAAAUGUGGCCCACCACCUACGGUGGCGGACCUUUGGCGUGUUGCACUGGUGCUGCUAGUUUUAUCGUGCCACCUGGGCCCUACCGUCGUAUCGUGCCAAGGUUUGGCCGGGAUGCCCGAUUCCGCCAGCCGAUGCGCGGAUGUACGCUGCAUGAACGGUGGUGUCUGCAAAAACGGAACCUGUCUCUGUCCGGACGGCUGGCAAGGGUCCGAGUGCCAAUUCUGCGGUGGUAAGGUUAGACUGACGGAUCCAUCAGGCAGCAUCCAUGAUGGGCUCGGUAACUAUUCGAUCGGUGUCAAAUGCAGCUGGUUGAUCGAUGCCCGCGAACACAACACCAUCACCGAUAAGGUGUCGAACGUUGGUCCCACCCAACCAUCCGUAAUACGGCUCCAUCUGGAAGAGUUCGCCACCGAAUGUGGCUGGGACCAUCUGUACGUGUACGACGGUGACUCCGUCGAAUCGCCGCUGCUGGCCGUAUUUAGCGGAUUGAUGUAUCGGAAAAAUUUCACCAUCCGCCGAAUACCGGAAGUGUUUGCCCACUCCGGUUCGGCCCUGCUACACUUUUUCAGCGAUGAUGCGUACAAUAUGUCGGGCUUUAACAUUUCCUACCAAGUGAACGCUUGCCCCACGAACGAUUCAUCGCUCAGCUGUUCGGGCAAUGGCGAUUGCUGGAAUGGGGUGUGUAGCUGCAACAAUGGGUUUACCGGUGCUGCCUGUAACAUUCCCCGGUGCCCGAACUAUUGUUCCGCCCAUCUCGGCCACGGUGUGUGUGACAAGAAGCAGCAACGGUGUGUCUGCAGCGUUGGCUACACGGGGAACGAUUGUUCGCAAACGAUCGCCCACGGUUACUGGACGGCGAUCGAUGCCGGCGAAACGGAAGGCUUUACACCGCCGGGCAGUGCAUCGCACGGAGUAGCUGUUUUUCACGACACACUGUACGUAAUUGCGGGCGAAAGUUACGGCAAAGCGGAAGCCCUGCUGUAUAUGUACGAUUUCAAUGGGAAGGUUUGGGAAACGGCCCACACGGAGAGUAAGCCGGUACCGGAGCUACGGUACGGUGCGUCAACGGUCAUCUUUGGCGACAAGAUAUUCAUGUACGGUGGAGUGAUCGAGGGCAAAGGUGUGUGCGGCGAGCUGUGGGCGUUCGAUGUGAGUGCAAAGAUAUGGGAAAACAUCACCGUGAAAUCGGAACAGUGCAACGAAACGUACGAGAUGUGCGGACCACUCCGUUCAGCCGGACAUACGGCUACAAUCGUGACGAACUACGAUCAAAGCGGUGCGGGUGGAAAGAAGAUACUGUCCGGUGGUGGCAGUUCGCAGAAGAUGGUGGUCCUAUUUGGCCAUUCGCCACAGUUUGGGUACCUGAACACGGUGCAGGAGUUUAACUUUGGGACCCGCGAAUGGAAGAUAGUACCGACGCGCGGUUACCCGGUAAAGGGUGGUUACGGCCAUUCGGCUGCCUACGAUCCGCUUCGGGAACGUAUCUACGUGUACGGUGGCAUCGUAUCGGAGAGUGAUAGUUCGCAGUUGCUAAGCAACAAACUGUUCAGCUACGAGCCACACGAGCGUCUGUGGACGUUGCUGGAGACAGCGCCUACUGCGCGCUUCUUACACACGGCCAAUUUCCUUACACCCGGCCUGAUGAUGGUAUUCGGCGGUAAUACACACAACGAUACUUCGCACAGCUUCGGAGCGAAAUGUUAUUCGCGCGAUCUGAUGGUUUACGAUGUGCUGUGCGACUCGUGGCACACGCAACCCAUGCCGGAUGAUCUCUACGCCGACCUGGCGCGGUUUGGCCAUUCGGCAGCAGUGUUUGAGCGGUCACUGUACAUCUACGGUGGGUUCGAUGGGCAGAUGAUAAACGACAUACUGAAGUUCACACCGGGCGAAUGCCAAGCGUUCAAUCGAACGGAGCAAUGUCUUAAUACGCGACCGGGUGUAAAAUGCGUUUGGGAUAUACAAAAGAACAAAUGCAUGCCGGCGGCGGCGGUUCAGCGCGAUCGAUUGUUCGACCGUGAUCAGGAAGGUUUGGAGGUGUGCCCCAAGAAGAGCCGGCUCGUGCUAACACAACAGGAGCUGAUGGAUUACGAGCUGUGCAGUCAGCUGACGACGUGCCAGGGUUGCGUAUCGACCGCGUACGGUUGUAUGUUCUGCGGCAUUGGCAAUGGGAAGGGUAUCUGCGUGAAGGAGAAAUGCCCGGACGUGUCGUACACGUUUCGGGCCGAUUUCUAUCCCACCAAGGCACUGAAGGACUGUCCGGAUAAUGAUGAGCAUGUGUGUGCGCAGCUGCACGGAUGUCACGCCUGUACGGCGGUGAGCGUUUGCCACUGGGACUACGAGCAUAGCAAGUGUCAGUACAGCCGGAACAAGUCGGGCGAUGCGCUGAACGAUGCCUGUCCGCCGGCCUGUUCUGUGCUGACGUCUUGCGGUAAUUGCACACAGGAGGAAUGCAUCUGGUGCCAGAAUGAGCAGCGGUGCGUGGACAAGAAUGCGUACACUGCCAGCUUUCCGUACGGACAGUGUCGCGAAUGGACGACGGGUUCAAGUAAGUGUCGGGCGGCAAGUAGCGGCAAAAGUCAGUGCGGUUUCUAUCGCACCUGUGCCCAGUGCCGGGAUGAUCCUGCCUGUGGCUGGUGUGACGAUGGUUCCAUGACCGGGCUGGGUAAGUGUCUGCCGGGUGGUGACAGUGGAGCACACGAAGAGACCGAAUGUCCGGCUCAGCGCUGGCACUUUACGCACUGUCCCAGCUGUCAAUGUAAUGGCCACAGUACCUGUCCCGAUUCGAAGACGUGCAAGCAGCCCUGUAACGAUCUGACGAUAGGCACGAACUGCGACAAGUGUAAGUCGGGCUACUGGGGCAACCCGGUCAACGGAGGCAUCUGCCAGAAGUGUGAAUGUAACGGACAGGCUCAGUACUGUCACAGCGAGACGGGCAAGUGCUUCUGCAGCACCAAGGGGCUGGCGGGUGAUCAUUGUGAAAAGUGUGACGCAACCAACCACUACCAUGGUGAUCCGAGUCGUGGAUCGUGCUACUACGAUCUGACGAUCGACUACCAGUUUACGUUCAAUCUGUCGAAGAAGGAAGAUCGCCACUUUACGCAGAUUAACUUCCGCAACUCGCCGGUCAAGCCGGAUAUCGAUGCCGACUUUACGAUCACGUGCAGUGUGGCGGCACGGAUGAAUAUCACCAUCCGAACGGCUGGUGGCAUCGAGAAGCCACUCUUUUCGGCCGUUAACUGUUCCACGUUUCGGUACCGAUUCUCCAAGGCUGAACAUCAGUUCGGUAUCGAGGACAAUGUGACACUGACGACGUUUUACGUGUACGUGUACGACUUUCAGCCACCGCUCUGGAUACAGAUUGCGUUUUCGCAGUAUCCCAAGCUGAACUUACAGCAAUUCUUCAUCACCUUCUCAACAUGUUUCCUUUUGCUCCUCGUCAUGGCGGCCAUCCUGUGGAAGAUUAAGCAACAUUACGACAUGUUCCGGCGGCGGCAGCGACUGUUUGUGGAAAUGGAACAGAUGGCGUCGCGACCAUUUUCGCAGGUUUUGGUCGAGAUCGAAAGUAGAGAGUACAACGAGCUAUCGCCCGCGGUAGAAAAUAUUACUGCUGCACCGCGGAAACGUAAAAAGGACUCACCCAGCCCUAUCGCACUGGAGCCAUGCGAAGGCAACAGGGCAGCAGUUCUUUCGCUUCUAGUCCGGCUGCCAACGGGUGGCCUUCAGCAUUCUCCUCCUGGUCAAUCGGCAGGUCUUGCCGUCGCAAGUGCAUUAGUAACGUUAGGGAACCCACGACGCUCGUCGAUAGAACAUCCGAAGGAACCUAAGACUAAGCGUAAGCAGAGCCAACACCCUGAUAGUUGUAUAUAAAUAUAAUGUCUACGUAUAUCCAUCUGGCGGGCAACCAAACGCAUUAUGCCCCCGUAUCCAGUUGGUCCGUUUGUUGGAGCUAGAGUCAUGGCAUGGCAUGGCCAUGCCUGUGUUGCUGAACCUCGAUAGAUGACCCAUCGGGCAUCUCGUGCAUAGCCCAACAGGGACAACAGAUACAGAAAGUGAUGAACACAAAAACGAAGCUUUAUCGGUAAAGCGAAUGGUAACUGGGCAUUGGGCGUAGUGUGAAGCGUUGCGAGCAAUGUAAGCAAAAUAAGCGAGCAUAACAAAGCCGAGAUAGAACUCUUGCAAGCCUGGAUAAAAAUACAGAGUCUGAGACUAGGUACACACGACUGCGCGCGUGGUUUACAAUAAUGCUAAUAAUUAAUUACACUACCAAUAAUAAUAAUAAUGAUAAUCCCGAGAACAGCAGAACAGCACCCAGAAAGCUGCGGAACGUAAAAUAUGCGAGUGUUACGCACUAGGCCUGAAUUACUUUGUGCUACCUUUGGUUAAUGUUUUUCUUUUGCUUCCUCACACAAGCGAGCAGUGCAUGCAAAAAAUGAAUGCAUAGAGGUAGAUUUUAAUUGGAUUUUCGAUAUUAAUUUAAUGGCAUGUGUUUGUUUUGUAUCAUUUGCGUGGGGAACUCCAUUAUGGGAGCAUUGUUUUGCACAAUAGAAUUUCCGUUUCGGGUCGGCAAAAACUAUUAGUUUGGCGCUUAAAAUAAGCAUUUGAAUAGUUAGAUUUCUUUCAGUACCAUUCGCUUUAAACUUUUAAUAUCGCAAUACCGAUUCGUAACGGUAGGAUACCUUUUUCCAAAGCCCAGUUUAUUUGCACAUGUGCAAUUUGUUCAGCUGGGAUUGCAUUUUGCUGUACCAUUUGUACAAGCCUGACAAACGGCUUCACAAAUACUCAUUACAAAAAAAAACAUUGUUGUUAAAGUAUUUUAUUUACGCAUUUUGGUUUUGUUGGACAAAUUUUUCACAUCCCCUUUUUUUUUAAAUUCCAAAACAAAAUCGACCGAUAUUCAAAGCAUGAGUUUAAAACGUUUCUUGGGGUUUUUUUUCAAUA
This is a messenger RNA of Anopheles moucheti, 5207 nucleotides long. It is a transcript of the gene dsd, whose product is annotated as attractin. The transcript has 6 exons. Gene Ontology annotation, cellular component: Golgi apparatus. The record is from RefSeq and is a predicted model, not a curated record. Bases 210 to 4136 code for a protein of 1308 amino acids. Lineage: Eukaryota; Metazoa; Arthropoda; Insecta; Diptera; Culicidae. Gene Ontology annotation, molecular function: protein binding.